Messenger RNA from Xiphophorus couchianus (Monterrey platyfish), 2093 nucleotides. RefSeq lists its product as uncharacterized. The transcript has 6 exons. The record is from RefSeq and is a predicted model, not a curated record. Lineage: Eukaryota; Metazoa; Chordata; Actinopteri; Cyprinodontiformes; Poeciliidae. Gene Ontology annotation, biological process: response to bacterium. Bases 818 to 1876 code for a protein of 352 amino acids.
ACCCCAUGUGAAAUUAGAUUUCUUUAUGAUAUUUGAGAAUGACCUCAGAAUUAUUCUCUAAUUAUACUACAUGAUAUUACCCAGUGACUGACCCUCAGGAUUUCUCCAUAUUCACUCAUAUGUUUUAAGAUAAACCCAAUGGUCCAUUUCCUUUGCUCUUCUUGCCCAAUUCUGUCGCCAAGCGCUUCAUUGAGCUGUGUAUCUGGAAGAACCCUCCAAACACAAAACAAAAAUACAAACUUAGAAGCUCCUAGCCUAGCAAACCUUUUCCCUUUUCACUUUCUGCUCAACCCAAUUCCUCUGCCAACAUUUCAAAUCGAAUAAAAGUUUUCAAGUUCUCUCAAGUCUGAACCCAACAAUCCCAUGAUGGAUCUUUUCCUGAACCUCUUUAAUCUUUGGUUAAACUUUAUAUUUAACUUAAAAAUUUACAAGGUUCCCUUUCAGUGUUCAAUGUAGGGAUAAAUCAAUCUUCUUUUCAGUAUUAAAUUAUCUAAAUACUACAUGCUAUCACUUUACAAUUGAAUCAAUUCAUCUUUCAGUUUUUUUAGACAUAAAAACCACAUCGUGUUGAGAAAUUGUCACAAUUAAAAACUAAACCUUCACAUAAAAACAUUAUCAGCCACUAUAUUCAAUUGAUAUUUGAAUAAAGAGGAUUAUAACGCUGAUCAUUAAGGGAUGUUUGAGCAGCCCAUAUAGGCUGUAACAUUAGAGGGAGUGCACUCUCCACUUUUCAGCCAAUCACAACAGUGUUCACUCUACAGACUGAAGAUAUUUUGAGUAAACCUUCAUUUGAGUAGCAAGUUGUCAGUUCUGCAAAAUGCAUUUUGUCACAAUGAUUAGAAAACUCACUGCUUUGAUUCUUCUGACAGCAGCAUCUCUGACUCAAACUAAUGAGGUUCCUCAUAAGAUCCCUUUGAAAGUGGUUGAAGUUGGCGGGAAUGUUACUCUGCGUUGUCCAGGUUCUAACAAGGAUGGCAACUUCUUCUACUGGUACAAGCAGCCGCUUGGACAUAUGCUCCAGACAGUUGCUACAUCAGUUUUAGACAAACAGGAACUGAGUGAACAAUUUCCUGACAAUCGCUUUAAAUUUACGGCAGGAGAUUCUCAAUACUCUCUUAUUAUCAAGGAUAUCAUUAAAGAGGAUGAAGCAACAUAUUUCUGUCAAAGUGGGACUGCUUAUUUUCAGAGAUUUUCUACGGGAAUAUACUUGGCCGUAAACGAUGGCAAAAGUCAAACACUGACUCAUGUCAGACAAACUCCAGAAACGACAUCAGUCCAGGAGGGGGACACAGUUAAUCUCCACUGUUCUCUUCUCUCCAGCAGUAGAGACAACACCAGUCAUAAUCUAUCUGAUUACAAUGUGUACUGGUUCAGAGCUGGAUUUGGAGAAUCACAUCUAAAUUUUAUUUACACCCAGAAGAACAGGAGUAGUAAUAGAAGCUGUGUCUCCCAGCUGUCCAAAACUAUACAGGACUCCUCAGAUACUGGGAUAUAUUACUGUGCUGUGGUCACAUGUGGAAAGAUCUUGUUUGGAGAAGGAACUAAAGUAGAGAUGAGUUCACAAUUCAAUCCAGCUGUUCUUGUACUUAGUGUGCUGUUGGCGUGCUGUGUGACGCUAAUUAUUUCUCUUAUUGUCUACAUAAAACAAAAAGUUUUUGGACAUUUGGAAGGGGCAAAUACAGGUCUGUCUGGACGACAGAAGACAUUGGGAAACCAACCAAGUGACACAGGCGCUCGUGGAGAUGAAGUCAAUUAUGUAGCUCUUAAUUUCUCUACAAGGAAGACAAAAGGUGUAAAGAAGAGAACAGAAUCACCACCAGAAUGUGUGUACUCAGCUGUGAGAGGAGGUCAUCCCACACUGCAUGAAAUGUCUUAGAGCAGGACUUGUGUGUGUAGAGUUUGGAGACAACAUGCUUGCAUGACUGACAACAAAUUAACAUUGUGUAUUUGUUGGUUUUGCAGCUCUGCAAAUUUUACUACUAAAAUGUUUUAAACCAUGCUUUUUUCAAACUUCUUCUCAUAGAAUUGGAUGAUGGUAUAAAAAGUAACUGUGUAUAAAAAUUGUUCACAAUAAAGAUUUCACAUUGUUCAAU